Molecule: messenger RNA, 3918 nt
Organism: Cylindrotheca closterium
Lineage: Eukaryota; Bacillariophyta; Bacillariophyceae; Bacillariales; Bacillariaceae
Source: the annotation of a GenBank genome assembly
AUGAUGAGAAUAAUAUCUAUCCUUCUCGUCUUAUGUGCAGCAAAUACUUUGGCCGAGGAAGAUCCUUUUGCUUUUUACAAUAGCACAGAUCAAAUAACAUUGACUUCGCUGGAUGAGCAAUCACUUCCUUGUAUUCUGUAUAUACGAGAGACAGACUAUGCGGAUGGGACAGACGGGGAAACUUGGGAAUGCAGAGUCUUUGGCCCCGAUGCCCAAACCGCUGGGGCCGUUGCUGAAUCCAAGCAUGCGAUGGUGGAUAUCGAUGGAAUUGAUCUUGUCUUAGCUGCGAAACCAGAUAUUACGAGUGGUGUGACAACGUUAUUCGCGGACGGGGCCACAUUAGGAAAUCACACCCUGUACAUUUCUUCCAGCAACAAUCUUUUGUUUGGAGAUGAUUCAUUUGGUGAUGCACGAAGACAACGAAGAGGAUUAGUUACUGGGAUGGGUGAUCAAAGUGUGCUUGUAGUUCGAGUGACAACUACUGACGCCAGGCUUGGAGCUGACGCUGCAGAAAUAAGUGACAAUAUCUUUGGAACUGAUGGUGAUCAAGUCAACAUCAAGAAGAACACGGAAGAGUGUUCCAAUCAUGCAGUGACCAUCGAGCCUGCAACCACAACUGGAAUGGGGUGCAAAGAUUUGGACAAUUUCCAGGGCUCUGCAAAGACCCGAAGUGGAAGAGAUGUCAACUGCGACUGGUUCACCGCCAUGGAAAUAUACAAACCGGGUGUGUAUUGCCCUUGGAUCGGGGACUGGGCAGACAUUGGCGGCGGUCCCGAAACGGCAAACAGUGCUUGCUGUGCUUGUAAUGGAGGUGAACAAGCAAGCUACGAAAAGGAAAUCGUAGAUGGUGUUAUUGAUGUGGAGCUAGACCUCGCCUCUAUUGGAGCCGAUCGCCAUGACAUGGAAGAAGCCGCGGAGCAACAACUCUUGGAUAUGUUUCUCACCACGAAUCUCAGCUUGCUUUUUGACUUGGUUAUGAUGUGCGUCCCAAGCGGAUCCUAUCGUCCUUCCGACAAUUCCCGUAGGUGGCGUGCCUACGCGUACGUUGGAGGGUGGAUCAGUGUUUACAAUGGAGAUGAGAAUUGCCGUAACCCCGCAGCACAUGCCCAUGAAAUCGGUCAUAACUGGGGUUUGCAGCACUCCAGUGAUCGCUUUGACUCAUGGAACAGAGAAUACGGUGAUUUGACUGGUGUCAUGGGAGGAACUUAUGGAAACAUAGACGAAGAGAUUUUUGGAGGCAAGUACUGCUUCAAUGGUGCUCACUCUUGGCAGCUUGGGUGGUAUGAUCAACACAACGUUGAAAUCGAUCCAUUGACAGAGACAUACACUGGAUCCUUAGCCGGGGUCGCCAAACUCCCAAAUCUCGAAUCUGGUGAAAAUGUCGUGGUAAAAUUUUCCGACAGCAGCAACGACUAUUAUGUGAUGUACAAUCAUGCAGUUGGCGCCAACGCUGGAACAAUCGAGGCACAAAACCAAGUCACCGUCACCUCAAGAGUUGAUGACUUUUCAGCUUUUACUUAUUUGGAGGCUAAGCUGACCAAAGACCAAUACUUUACCAUCACAAACUUUCGAGGGACGGGAAAUUCUGUAACUGUCCACGUUUUUGCCCUCGAUCAAAGUGCAACAGGAAGUGCGCAAAUCGAGAUCUUUGAAGGGGACAUUACCGACAGUCCUGAAAUCGCAAGAGCACAAGCUGAAAUUGCACAAGCACAAGUAGCAGCAGCAGCUCUUGCAGCAACCGCCGGGCCUACAACUGGUCCCACUGAUGCACCAACGUUGAGCCCUACUGAUGCACCAACGCCUGUUCCAACAAGUGGGCCUACAUCUGGUCCAACCCAGGAAUCUCAAGAGACGGAAACAGUUUCAGGUCUCACCCAAAAACUCACUGGCCUGACAUCCUGUGAUACACAGUGUCAAAUUGCUUGGAUUGAAACGAUGGAGCAUCACACUUUGAACUUUUUUGCCUCUCAUGCAACAAACUUCACCGUUUUGGGCAUCACCAUUGUCAUUGAUAAUAUUGGGUUCACGGAUACGUCAGCCCGCCGCCUUGAAGAAGUGUCUGGAGUUGUCAUCUCGUACAACGAAACGAUUCAAUACUAUCGCCAGAAUGGUGUCAAUGUCACUGCCAGUGAGCUGGCGUCAGAUGCACUACAAGAAGAAAGCGACUUAGAAACUUUUGUACAAGAACUCAAGAAAAGUUCACCAGCGACUUUCGAAAACAUCGAAAAGGUUUCUCCAUCUCAGUUGGCAUCGCCGCCUACCUCUGGCCCCACUUCUGGGCCGACAUCUAUCCCUACAGCAGGUCCAACACCAGUGCCAACAUCUGGUCCUACAUCUACACCCACUGCCGGUCCAACACCAGCGCCAACAUCUGGCCCAACAUCUGGCCCGACAGCAGGUCCAACAUCGGUGCCAACAUCUGGCCCUACAGCAGGUCCAACAUCGGCGCCAACAUUAGGUCCAACAUCCGUACCCACUGCCGGUCCAACGUCGGGCCCAACCUCUGGACCCACUGCCGGUCCUACCUCGGGCCCAUCAUCUGUACCUACUGCCGGUCCAACCUCGGGCCCAACAUCUGGUCCUACAACCGGACCAACUGCUCCUCCAACCGUGGGUCCUACAUCUGGUCCUACCUCUGGACCUACAACCCCUCCAACAGUGGGUCCUACAUCUGGUCCCACCUCUCGACCUACAACCCUUCCAACAGUGGGUCCAACAGUGGGUCCAACAUCGGGUCCUACCUCUGGACCCACCACCCGUCCAACAGUGGGUCCAACCGUCGGUCCAACAUCGGGACCUACGGCCGGUGCAACGUCGGGUCCAACAGCGGUUCCAACAGUCGGUCCUACCUCUGGACCCACUGUCCCUCCAACAUCAUUUCCAACGUCAGGCCCCACGUCAGCUCCUACUGUUGCACCAACGUCAGGCCCAACUCCAGGUCCUACUUCAGGCCCCACAUCUGGUCCCACGGAGGGGCCCACCUCAGGCCCAACACCUCGUCCUAACGAACUUCUCCAAACACAAGAGGAAGCUCUUCUCCAAACACAAGAGAAGCAGUCUCAUAACGAAGAGGGGGAUAGUUCUGCUGUACAACUAGAGCUUACCACUGAGAAUGCCGAGACUACUGAGAAUGCCGAGACUACCGAGGAGACUACUGAGAAUGCUGAAGGCAACGGUGAUCCUCACUUCAAGACAUGGAAGAAUGAACACUUUGAGUAUCAUGGACAGUGCGAUAUUGUCAUGGUUUCGAACAAGGACUUUGCCGAUGGUCUCGGCAUUGACAUUCACAUCCGUACCAAGGUGGUUCGAUUCUGGAGUUACAUCGAGAGGGCCGUCAUUCGUAUUGGAACUGACAUUUUGGAAGUGGAAGGGUCCCCCGACUUUUCCGCUAGCUAUUGGGUCAACUACGAACACAUGGGCGAGUUGACAGAUCUAUCGGGCUUUCCUGUAUCGUUAAAUGAUAACACGGACCGAUAUACCAUUGAUCUGGACAGCCUCUAUCCAGGAGAGAAGAUCGAAAUCAAAAUCUUCAAGGAAUUUGUUGGAGUAAAGAUCAACGGUGCUUCCGAAGCGUCCUUUGGGAACUCGGUUGGUAUUACCGGCGAUUUCCGCUCUGGCAACACCUAUGCUCGUGAUGGCAGCACUGUGCUCAACGACUUUAACGAACUUGGAAGUGAAUGGCAAGUAUUGCCAUCCGAUGGUUCCUACUUUCACUCAACCUCGAAACCACAAUUUCCUGAAAAGUGCUAUGUUCCGGAAGACCCGCACGGCGAGCGCCGACGUCGAUUGGACGAGGCUUCCAUCACGGAGGAACAAGCGGAAGCAGCCUGCGCGGGGCUUGAGGAUGAGUUCAGUCGCAAGGGUUGCAUUUACGACAUUCUUGCAACUCAAGACUUGGAUAUGGUGGGCGCAUAUUGA